AUGAGGCAGCCAGCAGUGAGAGUGAGGAGUGAAAAUGAGAAUAGCAGCAAUAGAGUGAGGUAUACAGUAAAGCAUGUCAAGGAUAAGGAGGUUAUAUCGCUUGAUGAUUCUGAGGAGGAGGGGGAUAACCCAGGGCAAGUAUCCCAAGUAUCCCAAGUAUCCCAAGUACCCCAACCAGCACCUACACCAAUAUCCUCAAAGCCGUCAAUUUCAAACACCCGCAAAAGGAGACAGCCAGCAGCUUCAACGAGCAACAACAACGCAUCGGCAACCACAAUUCCAGCGAAAACACCCUCCAAGAGAAAGAAAGUACGCGGCAAUACACCUCCUUUACCCACUUGCACUCCAUUGCCCGUCCCUUGUGACGAUAAGGAGGGUCAUUUGAUUAUACUCGAAAACGUUGAAUUAGACGGGCGUUAUAGAAUACAGAGACUUCUUGGUCAAGGUACCUUUGGUAAGGUCGUUGAGGCUUAUGAUAGACUCGCUAGGAAAAAUGUCGCAGUGAAAAUUAUCAAAAGCAUUCAGAAGUACAGGGAUGCCAGUAGAAUCGAAUUGAGGGUUUUGAGCACACUACGCGAUAACGAUCCCUCCAAUGAUCACAAGUGCAUCGAGAUGAUUGAUUGGUUUGACUUUAAGAAUCACAUUUGCAUCGUUUCUGACUUGUUGAGCGAGUCCGUGUAUGACUUCCUCAAAUCGAACAAAUUCACUCCCUUUCCCGCCACACACAUACAGGAAAUAAGUUAUCAGUUACUCAAAUCCGUCGCAUACCUACACACACUCAAACUAGUCCAUACUGACCUCAAACCAGAGAAUAUCCUCCUCGUCAGCAACAAAUCCAAGAUGGAAUUGGCUAACGACAAGAAACCCCAACGGAAGAUUCUCGCUAAUACUGAUAUACGCUUGAUUGAUUUUGGUAGUGCGACGUUUGAAUCUGAGUAUCAUUCGAGUGUGGUUAGCACGCGACAUUACAGGGCGCCUGAGAUUAUAUUAGGACUUGGAUGGUCAUAUCCCUGCGACGUAUUCAGUCUUGGGUGUAUAAUAAUAGAGCUGAUGACGGGGGAGGCGCUGUUCCAGACACACGACAACCUCGAACACUUGGCUAUGAUGGAGGUGGUCAUGGGUCCAAUGCCACUCAAUUACCAGAAGAAAGCGUCGAAAGCGAAACCUGAAUAUUUUCGUGGAUUGAAACUCGAUUAUCCUAAUGGGAAUACAACAAAGCAAUCGCGAAAAGUGGUAAAGGGGAUGAAGUCUAUCGAUCAGAUAAUAAAAGCACGAGAUCUUUCUUCACUCCAGCUGAUUGAUUUGUUGCAGAAGAUGCUGACGUUCGACCAAGACGAGCGGAUACGAAUUAGACAGAUCGCACAGAUGAAAUUCAACCAGUUUGUAAAUAUAAUUGGAUUUUCUAUUUCAGGUGUCACAGCAACUUGGUGCGUCUUGUUCGCAGAUUUCGGUGAAAAAGAACACGUCUUCUCUGGUAUACGCCGUGAAUACACAAAGCAAGCGAAUAAAUUAUUUGAGUUAUAG
Wallemia ichthyophaga EXF-994 is the source of this 1524-nucleotide messenger RNA. RefSeq names its product Dual specificity protein kinase lkh1. The record is from RefSeq and is a predicted model, not a curated record. Gene Ontology annotation, molecular function: protein kinase activity; ATP binding. The transcript has 5 exons. Bases 1 to 1524 code for a protein of 507 amino acids. Lineage: Eukaryota; Fungi; Basidiomycota; Wallemiomycetes; Wallemiales; Wallemiaceae. Gene Ontology annotation, cellular component: nucleus. Gene Ontology annotation, biological process: protein phosphorylation.